UUGUUCAACCCCACUCCCCCACACCUACGCUUUCUACACACACACGUAUACGUCUAUAUAUAUACACCGCCUCAUCCCAUUACUCUUCUUUAUCUCUCUCUCACACACAGAUCAAGUGGUCUGAAAAAAUGGGGGAUGUUGAAAGAGUCUGUUGUAUGUGUGGUGACGUGGGUUUCGCCGACAAAAUCUUCCGAUGUAUCAAGUGCCAUCACCGCUUCCAACACUCGUAUUGUAGCAACUACUAUAGCGAAUCAUCGGAGCCUCCGGAGCUAUGUGAUUGGUGCCAAACCGAGGUGAUCAAAACUACGAAACACACCGGUUCUUCCAAGAAAUCAAGCUUAAAAUCGGACGCCGGAAUCAGUAACCGGUCAGAAUAUUCCGGUGACAAGAUCAAGCAACAUGAUCGUGAAGAGGGUUUCGAAAAAGGCAAGUCAUCCUCAUCCACAGGAGCUCCUUCCCCUAAGACUAGUACUCGAAGAAUCCUAUUUUCCUUCUCCUGUUUCUCAGUCGUUCCAGAAACCUCUCAUACAUUGCUUCUCACAAACAAACUUCCUCCUUCACCGGUGGCUUUCGACCAUACCGAUGCCUCCAAAACUCACUUUCUCUCUCUAAACUCAUCCAAAACUCUACUACAGUAUCCAUCGAUCCGACUUCCAGAAAAAGAAAAAGAAAUCAGAAUCGACGAAAAAGAGACAGGCUGGCCAGGGAAACAACAACGUGGUCGGAUCGUUGGUGGUAUAUCUACUUAUGGACUUAGUUUAAUCCCUCCGCUCCUUGUCGAUGUUUCCUCCACCGCCUCUCCCUGUUUGCUCUACCUUCCACUGAUUGUCGUCACGGGAACGAAAAAAAGGAGGGCAGCCGUGGUGACGGUGCCGACCACCGGAAAGUGCAAACGAACUUGA
Lactuca virosa is the source of this 902-nucleotide messenger RNA. Lineage: Eukaryota; Viridiplantae; Streptophyta; Magnoliopsida; Asterales; Asteraceae. The record is from the annotation of a GenBank genome assembly.